UCGAUGUUGCCGUGACAAAUGCCGGUUGAGAUAAUUGCCGAUAUGUGUUCGUAACUAAUUUGGCAGUACAAUUUUUUUCUUAACAGAAUUUUGUAAGAUUUUUAUGUACACAAUUUUAUUACAUCUCGAAUACAUGUGAAACGUAAAUGUUCUGUGCUCCGAACAUGAAUUUGUGACAUAUUUCAACGAAAUUCAUCCAGACCAGAUUUUCAAGAUUUAAUAUAGAGGCAGGUCAAGGUUGCAUUCGCUUUCGAAUAGACUGACGCCUGUUUGGAGAACCUUUUCCUAUUAAGACAAUCUGAUAAAAACAAUUCAAUGGGCUUCUUACGGAUAAACGAUGUUUCACGAAGAAUAUUACGAGACGAGAUUACAUGUAUACGAUGCUCGAAUGCCUCAUAAUAAAUUUUGGUCUUUAAUCAGGAAGUGAAAUUUAAUUCAGCUGGCUUGAUUCAGGAUGGCUACUGAAGCUGAUCGCAGGAAGAAAAAAACCUAUAUCGAUCGGCUACACAAAUUAGCCUCGAGACGCAUGCCGAUCUUAGCAUGGUUACCGAAAUAUAACUCGGAAAAAUUCCUUAGCGAUAUUAUAGCCGGCAUAACAGUUGGUCUUACUGUUAUGCCACAGGGACUUGCAUAUGCAACUUUGGCUGGUUUGGAACCACAAUACGGUCUUUACUCAGCAUUUAUGGGUGCAAUAGUUUACGUGCUAUUUGGCUCCUGUAAAGAUAUUACAAUUGGUCCUACCGCACUCAUGGCAUUAAUGACUCACGACUAUGUGCAAGGGAAAAAUGCUGAUUUCGCCAUACUUCUCGCAUUCUUAUCUGGUUGCCUGCAAUUACUAAUGGCAUGCUUACGCUUAGAAAUGCGCAAGGUAAGACUUACGCAAGGUACGCAGGCUAUGCGAAGGUUACUGGAAAUUUUAAGAUUUCUAAGUGUACUUGUAGAUUUUAUCUCGAUACCAGUCACUGUGGGCUUUACUUCAGCAACAUCCGUCAUAAUUGUUGCUUCGCAAUUGAAAGGAUUGUUAGGUUUAAAAAUUUCAUCUCAAGGAUUUGUGGAUACUUUAAUUAAAGUUUUUCAAAAUAUUGAUAAUAUGAGUCUCUGGGAUACUGGGAUGAGUAUCUCUUGCAUCGCAAUUCUAUUGUUGUUUAGAAAAAUGAAGGAUGUUAAAUUACAUGUCAUUAGUAAGAAGUCAGUGAAUUAUCAACGUAUAAUUGCGAAAGCAAUAUGGCUGAUCUCUACGGCGCGGAACGCCAUUGUCGUUGUCACUUGCUCGGUUAUUGCUUACAAAUAUGAUUCGUCCGAAUUUGGAUCUCCGUUUAUUCUAACAGGUCCAGUGAGAUCUGGUCUUCCACCAUUCGGCCUGCCACCUUUUUCCACACAAGUAAAUAAUCAGACUCUUACCUUCACGCAAAUGUGUUCUGAAUUGGGUACUUCUAUAAUAUUAGUGCCGAUAAUAGCUGUGCUCGGUAAUGUAGCCAUAGCUAAGGCCUUUAUGAAUGAAGGUAAAGUUGAUGCUUCCCAAGAACUUUUGACACUCGGAAUCUGUAACGUUCUUGGGUCCUGCGCGAGUUCUAUGCCAGUUACAGGAUCGUUCAGUAGAUCAGCAGUAAAUCAUGCGAGUGGUGUGAAGACGCCAAUGGGUGGAUUAUAUACUGGAAUUUUGAUUUUACUGGCCCUUAGGCUACUCACGCCAUAUUUCUAUUUCAUUCCAAAAGCUUCAUUAUCGGCCGUGAUCAUUUGCGCGGUAAUAUACAUGAUAGAAUACGAGGUGGUGAAACUGAUGUGGAAAUCGAGCAAAAAGGAUCUCAUACCGAUGUUUGUUACUUUUUUGUUUUGUCUCAUCAUUGGUGUAGAAUAUGGUAUUUUAUCGGGGGUUGCUAUAAAUUUGAUGUUCCUAUUGUAUCCUUCCGCAAGACCUACAGUUCACGUCGACAAAUACACGACUGAUUGUGGUGCAGAAUACUUACUGGUUACUCCAGGAAACAGUUUAUAUUUCCCAGCUGUCGAUUUUAUAAAGAAAUCAGUCGGUAAUGCUGGUAUAAAGCAAGGAUCUAGUCAAAUACCGGUUGUUGUUGAUUGCAGAUACAUUUUAGGGGCAGAUUUUACAGCUGCUAAGGGUAUGAAAACAUUGAUCAAUGAAUUUAGUAAUCGUAAACAGGGAUUGUAUUUUUACAAUCCAAGAUUGGAUGUGGUUACUGUUUUGAAAGGUGCCUGUGGCGAUGAAUUCCAAUACGUUUCGACUCAAGAAGAGCUCUCUUAUCUAUUAUCAACUGUUCAAGACAAAUCUUCGCAACAACUUCUUGAGCAAACACAUGACAAAUUACAUUCAUCGUUAACGUUAAAUAAUUCGGAAAUGAUUCACAGAAAUGCGCGUGGUUCCUGCCAUGAACUUAGUGAGGUGACAAGUACACUUUUACACGCAACUGCAAGUUGAAAUUGAAUUUCAUUUUUAUAUUAAUAAAAAACAAAGUUUAUUAAACAGUAUGUUACAUACAAUUUUUAUUUAAAUGAUAUUAAGCACACAAAACAAUAAAUUAAAAGCGACAUAGAAAUAAAGAA
Messenger RNA from Atta colombica, 2559 nucleotides. Its product is annotated as sodium-independent sulfate anion transporter-like. Gene Ontology annotation, cellular component: membrane. Gene Ontology annotation, molecular function: sulfate transmembrane transporter activity. Gene Ontology annotation, biological process: transmembrane transport. The record is from RefSeq and is a predicted model, not a curated record. Lineage: Eukaryota; Metazoa; Arthropoda; Insecta; Hymenoptera; Formicidae.